Cladocopium goreaui is the source of this 6681-nucleotide messenger RNA. Lineage: Eukaryota; Dinophyceae; Suessiales; Symbiodiniaceae. The record is from the annotation of a GenBank genome assembly.
AUGCGGAUCCACAACAUUCCCAGAAAGCAGUUGUUCUAUGCGGAUGAGUUUUACAAAGGUGACCCAUGUCCAGUGCAUAUGAAACAACUUGGGCCGGAGUGCACUGUUGUUAUGCAAUAUGAAGAUGGCAGGACCCAGUCAGUCACAUAUGAAUGGGACGGGCCCGGGGCAUCUGAAAUGAAGCACUUUUGGACUGGGACAUCAACCUUCAGACUGAAGCCGAUGCCAAGCAGAACUCUGAUGACUCAUGCAGACCGCAAGAGCAUGCGACACUCUGUACGACAAGCAGUGCAUGUGUUUGAAGUUGAGCAUCAGAUCCUGCAGAAUGGCACUACCUCAACCUCACCUUUGACUUCCUUGCGUAUGAGGCCACGCAUCGACCUGCUUGAGACUUUUGCUGGUCAAGCCGGAAUUUCAAGACGUGCAGCGCGUUUCGGCUUGAAGUCUAUGGAGCCCAUUGACUACAACACCGGAUAUGACCUUGAAAGACCUCAACACCAACGACAUGUAGACCAUCUGAUCGACAGCUACAAGCCUUUGUUCCUUCUCCAAGGCCUAGAAUGCAAAGACUGGUGUCUUCUGCAAGACAACGUGAACUACGUGCGGCGGAAGAUCAUCCUUUUGAUGAGAAGGGCAAGAGCACGAAAGUUGCUGCGAAAAGUGGUGGACUGGUGUUGCAAGCAGGCAGAAGCUGGCCGCUAUUUCCUUUUGGAGAACCCAGUGACAAGCCGGUUGUGGCUUGAACCUCUGAUUUUACGACUUCUUCGACUACCAGGUGUCUACGCUGUGGUGUGCCACUCAGGUGCCUAUGGGGCAACAAACUCCAAAGGCGACAUGAUCAAGAAAGGCUUCAAGUUCUUGUGCAACUGUCCAUUGGUCUUAGACCGACUGACCCGGAAGCUUGAUCCACAUCAACUUCGACAGUGCGUGCCUUUGGAGGGGAAGGAGACAACUUUGUCACAACACUACCCCGACAACAUGAUCCGUGAGAUCUUGAUUGGCAUCAAGCAGACAGCAACACAGCAUGACCCUGAACGUUUUUUUGGACAUCAACACAAAUCCAACUUCCAGGUGAUGGCCGUCACAACUGAGCCUUCAGAUUGGGCCCCAGUGUUUGAGUCAGCCAGGAAGACCUUCGACACAAUACGUCAGAAGACCCACCUUCUGGCUACAUCAGACCCUGCCUGGAAGACCAUUCAACAACUUGUUCAAUGGCAUCAACUUGACAGAGUGCAGAUGGCAGCUCAACCAACUUUACUGCGAAUGCCUGUGCAUAUACCACAUACCCACCGUGGAUGGGCACUUCUCUACAACGACAACACUGUUGAGAUUGUGGAAGAGGACCUGGCAGAAGUGAGACAUCCAAGAGCCAAGUUCAGAAAGCCAGUCAACAUUGGCAUCUUUUUCUUUGGCCAUGCGCAACCACCUGUCCAGCAACCUCCAUCAUCACAACCUUCUUCAGUGCAAAUGCCUUUAGAACCACGAGAAGAUGACCCACAGGUGAUAGUUGCUUCCAAUGUGCAAGGCAUCACUUUUCCAAAGAUGCCUGGACUUCCACGAGAUGUCAAGACUGCACUGGCCAGGCUUCAUAGAAACCUUGGUCACCCACAUGCCAACGAGUUGAAGAAGAUGAUUGCCAUGAAUGGCAUCAAGGACCAAAAGAUCUACGACGCCAUUGAAGGACUCCACUGUGACUCUUGCGUGCGAGUCAAAGGGCCUGGUCGUCCCGAACCUUCUGGAGUUCCACAUGAUGUGAACUGGCAAUUUGGUGACAUUCUGCAAAUUGACAUCUUCUACACCAGAGAUAUCAGAGCAGCAAACUAUAUCUUUUUGGGCAUCAUUGACGAGUGCACUCACCUCCACAUGGCACUACGACUCAACGAUCGCAGCCCUGAAGAAAUCAAAGCCGAUCCUGAUGGGAGCUUCCGAGGCUCAUUUGAGUCUUCCAUGGAUGAAGCUGGCGUCUACAUGGACUACAUCCCAGCUGAAGCUCACCAUCGCAUUGGGCUCAUCGAGAGGCACAACGCGACCUUGCGUGAGCUGAUGGAACGCACCAUAGACUCACGAGCUGUUGUUGGAGACUAUGACAUGGAGCAAGCAGCAGUUGCAGCAUGCUUUGCAAAGAACUCCACAACAUGGUCGUCGGGCAGACCUCCUUUCAUAGCAGCUUUUGGAAGAAUCCCACGAAUGGGGAUGAACCUUCUUUCUGACAAGCAUGGCUUGGUUGCUGGGAGGACCCGUGAACAAGCUCAACGUGAAGCUGACUAUCUCAGAGUUGAAGCUCAACAACAUUUGGCCGCAAUGAGCGUUGACAGCAGUCUGAGGAGAGCACUGCUGCGAAAAUCAACUACAACUGGACCUCAAGAAUUACCAGUGGGAUCCAUAGCAGCCUACUGGAGAUGGACCAUGUGCUCCGGCAAGAAGCGCGGAGGUUUCAAGUUGGCCAGAGUGUUGGGUAGAGACCCUGAUGGAAAAUCUAUUUGGUUGCAAGCCGGCACGAACACCAUCAAGGCCGCCGAGCACCAGAUCAGAGCAGCUGUCGGCAUUGAGCAAUGGUGCCCUAGCCCUGAAGAUGUGAAAAGCCUCCGAUCUGCAGUUGACAACAUGCAACAUGGCAUCCUUACAGAUGAGACCUUGCCUGAACAUGCAGAUCAACAACUACCUGGCUUUGACGAAGUUCAACCCGCAGUGCAGGUUCCACCACCACUCCAUGAGGAACCUGAGAUGUUUGAAGAAGCUGGUGCUCACCUGAUACCAGUUCCUUCAACGCCAAGACCUGCUGCAUCAACACCUCACCUUCCUGACUUGCAAGCUGAGGAAGCAGUGCAGACAGAUCCAUACCCAGAGACCAACAUCCAUAUGAAUGUGAGCUCACCAACAUACCGACAGACCAUCAUCCAGAACCAGACCUUCGGCAUGAAUGAGCAACAACAGGCACAGCCAUCUGUGAAUGUGCCAGUGCGGAAGCCUCACAGAGCAAGAUCCAAGACUCCAGUCCGACGGACUUUGCAAGAUCAACUUGGUGAACGGCCUCGAGCCGCAAGACAACUUCCACUGACAGAUGGACCUGUUUCAGAGCGACAACAUGGACCUCCUUCAGUGCAACAGCCUUUAGGACCUUUUCCAGUGCAAUCGCAUGAACCUGAUUCAGUGCCACAGUCAGUAGGUAAACCUUUUUUAGCACAACCUAAUGCAAGAUCAACUGGAGAUGAAACACCACCUCUACGAGGGCUUCCAACAUCAACACCCACCGAUGUGAUUGAAGUUUUGGAUGAUGAUGAUGAAAACGUGGCUGCGCAACCUUCCACAGCACAGCCCUCUUCUUCUCAUGCCUUGGCACCAGACACCCAGGGCAUUGCAGCAGAUGUUGCAAACCAGGCGCCGUCAACACCAGAAGCUCUGAAGUUGACACCAGCGAAACGCACCUUUGGCGAAACAGAGGAGCAUUUUGGAGUUUCACUUUUACGACCAGUUCAACAUGAACAGUCAAAGAAUUCAUUUUCCACAGUGGACCACUGCUACAAUUUUGACAUCAACGACGUUGAUGGCCUCCAUUUGAUGAGCGAUGGUUUUGAUGGAUCACCAGAUGUCUACAUGCCCUAUGCCAACCGCACCUUCAUGAAUGCCUACCGCAAGGACAAAGACUAUGUUGGCAAUGGCGACAGUGAUGACUCAGAUGCGGAUGUAGAUGACUACCGCGGUGAGACGGGCAACAUUCCACCAACACUGACCCGUCAGGAAAAGAAAGCAUUGGACAAGGAGAUCCCAUGGCAGACCAUCAUGAACAUGGAGGAGGAAACAAUCAAAGCUUAUGUGGACGCUGCAGUAGCUGAGGAGACUUCAUGGAACACCUUCAACUCAGUGAAGCCAGUGCCCAUUGAGAAAGCCAGAGCGAUUUUGAGAGACAAGAUUGCAAGAAAGAGAGUGCUGCGAUCACGAGCAGCUUUCCGCGACAAGUCCCGCGGGAUUGGCCCCUUGAAAGCCAAAUGCCGCAUCGUUGCGGUUGGAUGCACAGAUCCAGACCUAUGGAUUUUGCAGAGAGAAUCAGCAACUCCGACCAGACAGUCAGAGUUCCUUGUCUAUGCCAUUUUCAUUGCCGGCAAGAAUGGGAAGUUUUUGGGAUGCGCAUUGGCGAGAUGGACUUUGUGGGCAGGCGAUGUCAAAACGGCCUUCCUUCAAGGUGAACCCGAAGAAAGAGCACAGCCCCUUUACCUUCUGCCUCCUAGCGAUGGAAUAUGCCAACGAGCUGGCAUCUUCAAAUCAUCCAUGCUGUAUGAGGUGACUGGAAAUGUGUAUGGGUUAGCCAAUGCACCGAGAACGUGGCAGCUACACGUCAUCAAGCUGCUGACCAAGGCUGGCUAUGUGCAAAGCUCCAUGGAUAAGAUGCUGUUUUUCUACCACCAGAAGUUUGAGAACGAGGCUCAACCUGUCCUAUGUGCACUUGCUAUAGUAUAUGUAGAUGACUUCCUUCUUUGCCACGACACCCGAUAUGAUCGUCAACAUCUGUUGGGCCUGUUUAAGUGGGGAAGCCAAAACGAAUUGAGCCCUGAAAACAGCCUGGACUUCAAGGGCAAAAGGAUCUCCCUGGAGUAUGACGCCAAAUCCAGUGAGUAUAUCCUCAAGCUCGACCAGGAGAAGUUCAUCUCAGACAUGAAAGGUGGAAAAGUUUCCAGGAAACGCUUCAAGGAAACCCUGGACAAGAAAGACCUUGGAGAAUUCCGAAGUGUGUCUGGAUGUUUGCAGUGGCUUGCAGGUCAAACCAGACCUGAUGUUGCAGCAGUUGUGAGCCUUUGCAGUAAGGGAGAGAAGUCCACCUACGAGGACCUUCACAACAUGUACUGCGCUGUUCAGCACCUGCACCAGACCAAAACAAAAGGACUUGUACUGCGACCAGUACCCAUCAACUACAGCACGAUGCUGGUGACCUUUGCAGAUUCAUCAUGGGCGAACUCUGUAAAUCAUUCCUCUCAACAUGGUUGCAUUACGAUGCUGGCAGACCCUAAGGUGACAGAUGUCAUUGGAGCUGGUUUAAUUUUGGAUUGGAAAUCUUCGCGAUCCACGCGAGUGUGCCGAAGUACUUUGGCGGCAGAGGCAUCUGCAUGCGACAUGUCCGUGGACCGAUCUUCACUCCUGAACUAUCAGCUGAGCGAAUUGCUUCUGAACCGGCCUGCGUUUCACAUAGCAUCCAGUGAACUUUUGAGAAUGAUUCAGGUAACUGAUUGUAGGUCAUUGUAUGAUGUGCUGGUUAGCGAAAAUCCUCGAACGGAGGACAAAAGAACGAUCGUAACAAUACGAUCGGCACAACAGUUUCUCAGUCGCCAGAAUGUUUUUUGGGUUCCAACGGCCCUUAUGUUUGCAGAUGGACUCACAAAAGUGAGCAUGCAAUUGAUGCUGGACUUCUUCGAAUGGCUCCAGCGGCCGUGGAUCCAGCUCCAUGAAGGCAAAGGGAAUUGGCCACUUGACCCAAGCAUUUUGCCUGCAAAAAGGCCGCGCCCUUUGCAUCGUUUGCACUUGAUUGCAUUCCGACCUGCAGCCAGCUUUGUCGAGGUCACAGCGUGGUGCCUCACUGGCAUGAGUGGCUGGUGGAGCGUGAACAUUAUCACAGCGGAGCAGCCGACCUUUGUGGCGGAGCUACCGGCGGGUAAAAGGAUGGGAAAUCUGAUUGCUGUUUGCACUCAGGUUGGAAAUAUUGCGCCAAUCAUUUACAAAGCGGCCACCAGAAGACGGCCUGGCAACCUUGUGGUGGCCAUUGGUUGCUUUCAGGUGGUAGCAGUUCUGUCACUGCUUGCUACUAUGGUGCUGUGGCAUUCCACACCCAUUCUGCUGGUUUGUACUGUGCUGGCUGGCAGUGUAGGUUGCAUGAGCAGCGUCACAUACUGGGCAGCUGUUGCCCAGCGACCUGCAAGCUGCGUGCGGGCCAUGAGCGUUGGCAUGACUUUGGGUGGACUCUUAGCUACCGCUUUCGCGGCCCUGCAACUUGGAGGUCGAAAGCAAGGAAAUCCCAGAUUUUCUGCAGAGAUUUUCUUCCUCCUUGCUGCUGUGAUGCAGGCUGGCCAAGGAGCAAUGUUCGUGUGGCGAAGCAUUCAUUCCGCUCACCACGACACCCCAGUGGCUGCCAGCACGGCUGCAGGAGGUGAUGCAGAGGCGACAGCUUCGACAGCUUGUGCCACUGAGAAAGGUCCUAUGCCACGGAUAGCCAAAUUCCUGAUGGCUGGCUGCUUCGUGGUUUAUGCCACCACCUACACCAUGCCCACGUUGAUGCCCUUUAUGGCGGGUCACUACACAGACCCGACAGAGAGCCAACAGCUCUUGCUAUGCAUGCAGGUCCUGCAAAAUGCAGGAGAUGUUUCUGGGCGCUUGGCUACGGUGCUGGUGCGUGAGAACCGGCUGGUUCUGAUCAUUUGGAUGCUGUUGCUGGUGGUCUCAUUCCUAGCUUCGGUGCUGUCGUCAGUGCAAGACGUUUCUACACUGCUUUCGUAUGACUUGGCAAUUCUCACUUUGCCAUUGAUUUGCGGUUUCUUCUACUUCUCGCGAGGUUUGCUGGUGACCACAUUUUACCUCUACGCGCGAAACAUGGGCCAGAAAGAAAUGGUGCAAGAGAUCACUGAGAACAUGGGCUUCUGCGGUCAAAUGGGGGCCUUGAUGGCGAACUUUGCAGCCUUCGUGGCGAUUUUCACAUGA